Polychytrium aggregatum is the source of this 2322-nucleotide messenger RNA. Its product is annotated as P-loop containing nucleoside triphosphate hydrolase protein. Gene Ontology annotation, biological process: positive regulation of translation. The record is from RefSeq and is a predicted model, not a curated record. Gene Ontology annotation, cellular component: mitochondrion. Bases 118 to 2091 code for a protein of 657 amino acids. Gene Ontology annotation, molecular function: GTP binding; GTPase activity; mitochondrial ribosome binding. Lineage: Eukaryota; Fungi; Chytridiomycota; Chytridiomycetes; Polychytriales. The transcript is spliced from 14 exons.
CCACAUGACCGGGUGCUCCGCCAAAACCGUCUCCAUUUUCCGUCGCGAUCGUUCGUCGAACCCAUCGAGACCCAAGGUCCUCUCCCCCCCCCCAACAAGCCUCCGCAGCGCUGAGGAAUGCGACUGUCGGUGCUCAGCUCCAAGCGAUGGACGGCUCCUUGCGGCAUCGGCAUAUGGAGCCGUGUAUCCAGGAGUCCUCGGCUGGAUGCCAUGGUGCGCUGGUACGCAACCGCCCCAAGAACCGGCAGCGGCAAAGACCAUCUGGAUCUGUCCCAGUUCACGCCAGACAAGAUCCGCAACUUCAGCAUCAUUGCCCAUAUUGAUCACGGCAAGAGCACACUUGCGGACCGACUACUCGAACACACAGGCACAAUACAGCGCAACGACGGCAACAAGCAGGUUCUUGACAAGCUGAAAGUCGAACGUGAGAGAGGAAUCACGGUGAAGGCCCAGACCGUAUCAAUGUUCUAUUCGCACAACGGCGAGCUCUAUGUACUCAACUUGAUCGACACACCUGGCCACGUCGAUUUCAGCUACGAGGUGUCGAGAUCGCUUGCUGCGUGCCAAGGAGCAAUUUUGUUGGUCGAUGCUAGCCAAGGCAUCCAAGCUCAGACGGUGGCCAACUUUUUCCUGGCCUUUGGGGAGAACCUCACAGUCGUCCCGGUCCUGAACAAGGUCGAUCUGCCAUCGGCGGAUGCCCAAAAGGUUUGCAACCAGAUCGAAAGCACCUUUGAACUGCCGACGGACCAAAUCAUCCGAAUCAGUGCCAAGACGGGGGUAAACGUGGACCAGAUCUUGCCGAUGGUUAUCGACAAGAUGCCCCCACCGGAAGGCGACCGCACCAAGCCCUUCAAGGCCCUCCUCUUCGAUACUUGGUACGACCAGUAUCUGGGCGUCAUCUGUCUGAUGGCCGUGAAGGACGGUGUACUCAAGCCUGGUGAGAAGAUCGUCAGUGCGCACAGCGGCCUGGCCUACGAAGUCACCAACUUGGGGCUCAUGUAUCCCGAGCAGACACCGGCAGCAGCACUCUAUGCCGGACAAGUCGGCUAUGUGAUUCUGGGGAUGAAGACUUGUCGCGACGCACACAUCGGCGACACAUUUUACCACCAGUCUCAGCCCGUCGAACCGUUCCCCGGGUUCGCUCCGGCCAAGAGCAUGGUCUUUGCGGGCUUGUACCCUAUGGAUGCCUCUGAAUACGACAAGUUGUCCGAGGCUCUCGAGCGCCUGACGCUGAACGAUGCAUCGGUCUCGGUCGUCAAGGAGACAUCGUCUUCGCUGGGCCAGGGCUUUCGUCUAGGCUUUCUGGGGACGCUGCACAUGGAUGUGUUUCGCCAGCGUUUGGAGGAAGAGCACGAAGCAACAGUCAUCAACACUGCCCCGACGGUGCCCUUCCGCGUGCUCUACAAAGACGGCUCCGAGAAGCUCAUUCGCAAUCCCGCCGAGUUUCCCGAGAUCGAAGAGCUCUCCAAAGUCGAUCAUUUCCUCGAGCCCAUGGUGCUCGGAACUCUUGUCUUUCCCGAAGAGUACCUGGGCAGUCUCAUGGAUCUCUGUGGGAAUCAUCGUGGAGAGCAGGUUGACUUUACCUACAUCGACGACAGCCGCGUCAUGAUCAAGUACAAGCUCCCAAUGUCAGAAAUCCUCACAGAGUUUUAUGAUCAGCUCAAGAGCCGCACCUCGGGAUACGCUAGCUUUGAUUACGAAGAAAUCGGCUACGAAGAGGCCGAUAUGGUCAAGAUCAACUUGCUCCUGAACGGCAAGCCCGUCGACGCCCUCUCGACAAUCGUGCAUCGAGUCCAGGCUGAGCGGGUGGCAAAGAUCUGGGUCAAGCGGCUCAAGAAGGUUGUGCAAAGGCAACUGUUUGAGGUGGCGAUCCAAGCUUCUAUCAACGGGAAGAUCGUGGCUCGUGAGUCCGUCACGGCUCUGCGCAAGGACGUGACCGCCAAAUGUUACGGAGGCGACAUCACUCGCAAGAUGAAACUGCUGGAGAAACAAAAGGCUGGCAAGAAGAAGCUCAAAGCUGUGGCCGGCGGCGUUCAACUGCCACAGGAAGCUUUCCUGACGCUCAUGAGCGGCCAACAUGAGGACGAUUAAAGCUCUCGAACGCACGCCCUGAGCUGCUGCGGCGGAUGCGAUCCAGAUACCGCGACUGGGCACAUGGGUGAUUCAAUGCAUGGCGACUGGGCACGUGGCGAUCGAAUGCAUGGCAGUUCGGGGGUGAACGUGGAUUAUGCAGAGAGUGCAGUCGUUUCCAACGAGGAGUCUGACGACUUUGCCGGCCCAGCCGACUUUUGGAUUUGAAUAGACGCUCAUUCACCACUCAAA